UCAUCGCCUCCGCUGCCGCCGCUACCCAGACCAGCUGCCCGCGCCUCAGUGCCCCCAAACCAUUUGUCGGGUGUUGUGCGGUCUUGUCCACAACGCGAGUGACUUCAACUUCACCGUCGUCUUCGUGCCCCGCCCUCCUGCCCCAGUGCCCCAGAGUUGUCCUGACCUGACUUGACUUGUCCUGACGUGAGCUGACCGCCGCCCACCACUGAGGCAAGAUUAAGGAGUGCGUGGCAGGGGAUCGCAUCAACGUCACCUUUCCGCGAAGUUCCUGCCUGUGCUCUUCUAUUCACCCGUGUUCCCCUGAAUGUUACUGCCCCGGCUCGGCUCGUGGAGGGUUGACUCGUGGCUGCUAAGUACGUGUCUUCAGUUGUUCAUCCAGCAGGGAGGCGUUGAACCUUGUUGAACCUUCCCGGGCAGUGCUCUGAGUGGUGAAGUGAGGCACGCGUUCACUUCACCUAGUCAGUAAGGGAGAGUGGUUACCUGGGCAGCUGUUCGUCCCCAGGUGAGGGUAUAGGUGACUGUCACACUGCUAACCAACCCUCAGUGAGCCCUUUGUGACACCACCACACACUGCCUUACUUCGGUAACAUCACCUGAGCCGCUGCCCCCUGUAAUUUGUCAAAGAGGACGUGAGAGAGUGAGCGGUUACCUGAGCUGGUUGGUUCCCUUCUCCAGGUGAGGGUGAGGGAGGGUGCGCAAGACUGCCACUAACGCUGCAACUAACGGUCGUGAUGGCGGGCGCGGCGAGGCGUGUGAGCGGCACGGGUCUGGUGGCGGGCGCGCGGGGGCGAGCAGCAAACCACAGCGGCAGCAGCAGCAACAGAAGAAGAUGCGGCGUGGGCGUUGGCCUGACGGUGCUGUGGGUGGGGCUGAUGGUGGGGCUGGCGCAAGGCUACCCUCAGAACGGCGUGAUGGGCGUGGGCCUCCCCAAAGUGAUCAAGUGCCCCAGCAGCAUGGAAAUUUCCCCCUGCACUUGCCGGGAGAUGAAAAAAGGCAAGGACUCCGGCCUUGACAUCGUUUGCGAUAACACGGACCACAAACAUGUUCGUAACGCCCUCGACAUCCUCAAGAAUAAGCCAGCCGAGAUCUACUGGAUGAAGUUCCGUAACUGCAACCUGCCUCGCAUCACUGACUACGUAUUCCUGGGCCUCGAUGUGCGUCACCUCAACAUCAUCCGAAGCAACGUGAGCGCCAUCGAGCGGGCCUCCCUGUCUGCUCUGGGCGGCACUCUCCUCACACUCGACCUCGCCAACAACAAGAUUCGCGAGGUUCCCACAAGGGCGCUGGGGAUGCUGAAGAAGCUCACGUUCCUUAACCUCAACUACAACCCCAUAUCGGUGCUGAAUGAAGGCGCCUUUGACGGUCUGGUGAUGCUGGAGCGGCUUUCCCUCUACGACAACCACAUCACUCACAUCAACGACAAUGCUUUCAAGGGCAUCGGCAGGAAGCUGAUGCGGCUCAACCUGGGCAAGAACAAGUUGAAGUACAUCCCCACUGAUACCUUCCACCCACUCACCAACCUUGAAGUGCUCGACCUCCACGAGAACCGCAUCAGCCAGAUCCCAGAUGGUGCAUUUGAGGGUCUUCGCAAGCUGGACAUGCUGAAGCUGGAACACAACGAGAUCAAAACUAUCCAGGCCAACGUGUUCAGCGAUCUCACGGUGCUCAACUCCCUCAACAUUGAGCACAACCUCAUCGCCAACAUCAGUGACCGAGCAUUUGCCGGGCUGGAGAGUAACCUGGAGUGGCUAGAGCUGGGCCACAACGCGCUGGACCACAUCCCCUCACACGCCCUACGACCACUCCAUAACCUGAGGCAACUUGAUCUAGAGUCCAACAACAUCUCAUACGUGCAGGAGGACGCCUUCAAGGGGUAUGGCGACACCGUCAAGUACAUCCUGCUGGACAAGAACAACAUCAAGAGAAUCCCACCGCUGGCCUUCAUGGAUCUUCACUCGCUGGAAUGGCUCAAGCUCUCCUACAACGACCUUACCAGCCUCACCGAAGACACCGUCCAGCCCAUCCUUGACACACUCACCAUGAUUGACGUCUCGCAUAACCCUCUCCAGUGCAGCUGUGACUUGCUGUGGCUGUGGAGGUGGCUCAGUAACCCCAACAACCGCGAGACCAUGAUAUCAUCCAAUGAUCACAUAUGUAUCACAAAGGACCGUAAAUCCCACCCUAUCGAACAUCUCCCAGUGCAACAAUUUGACUGCCCCAGACACGUGCCCAAUGAAAUGAGAUCUCCUGACGGCGCGGCGGUGAUGGUCUGCUCGCCCAUCCUCGUAGCCGCCGGCAUCGCCUCCGUCGUCUUAACGGACAACGCGUGGCAUUAGUCUGCGUGAGCCCCGGGCCACGGCCUGCCUGGCCUUGGGUGCGGCCCGCGGUGGGGAUGCUGCUCCAAGGCAACACUAUCGCUCCUAAGAGGAUAUUUCAUGUCUAUCCACUAAUUACUGGCUACCUUGACAGCAUUCCAUACUGAACAGUGUAUCCAAGAGUGGACAAGUGACUGAUUGUAGCGAAAAGUGUUUCAACAAAGUGACGAGAGCAAGUCUGUCUUGUGACUAUGGCAGCACCAUGCACCAGGCCAGCAUGCAGUGCGCUGCUGCCAGGACGACCACGACGACAACAACAACAACAACAACAACAACAACAAUAACAGCAACAACAACAUAACUGCUACAAUUACAAGUACUACUUCCACUAUUGCUAUACUACUACUACUUCUUCUACUACUACUACUACUACUACUACUACUACUACUACUACUACUACUACUACUACUACUACUACUGUUGCUACUACUACUGUCGUAGUACUAUUACUAGUUUUAUUACACUACUACUUUUUAUUACUACUACUUUUGCUACGGGCAGCUUUUUCUACUUAUACUACUUACAUAUUCUUUUACAGCAUCAACAAAAACAACAUCAAUAACCACUAUUACUACUACAAUUUCUACUACUACUGUUACUACUACUACUUCUACUACUACUACCACUACUAACACUGUUACAUCUACUACAAGAUAGUAAUAAUAAGAAGAAUGAGUGAUAAUAACCAACCACGUAUCUAUUAUAUACGUUCUUUCCUUCAUUAUUAUGCAUUUGUUUCAUUAGAGAUAUAAUCAGGUGGAGGAAGGGUUGGCCCCAGCGCUGCCUGACCCCUUCUCUCCCUCCCCCUCGUGCUUGCCUCGGCUGCGGGCUCCCCCUCCCCCUCCCGCCUGACAGGUGCGGCAAGGUGUGUGGCGCAGCGUCGGCCUUACCUUGCCUCGCCAAACGCCGCGCCGCCACACCUACGCCGGAAAAAACUGACCAAUAGCUAAUAAGAUUCUAGUUCUUGUCACAGGUAACUUAAGUAACGCACACAGGUAAUAUCACUCCCGCCCUCCCCCCCCAAAAAAAAACGGCCUACUCCUAUUCCUACCCCCUCUCUCUCUCUCUCUCUCUCUCUCUCUCUCUCUCUCUCUCUCUCUCUCUCUCUCUCUCUCUCUCUCUCUCUCUCUCUCUCUCUCCUAUCCCAACUAAACCCAUCCUUUCCCAUCCUCUCCACACACACACACACACACACACACACACACACACACACACACACACACACACACACACACACACACACACAAGUUGGCGGGUUAUUACAAUCCAAGGUGACGGGCACCCUGAAUAGUUAGUUAUUGAAUUAUCUAAUUAAGAAUACUUGCUCUCAAAUUCUAGAAAAUCAAACAAAAAUAUAUGUAUAUUAUGCACGAUAUUUUUUCAACACACACACACACACACACACACACACACACACACACACACACACACACACACACACACACACACACACACACACAUUUCUGAAGAGAAUGAUUUCCAUUAGUAUAAGUCAGUUGUUGCAAUUUUUUAUUGAGAAUUUGUUAAAAAGAAAUGUUUUAUA
Messenger RNA from Portunus trituberculatus (swimming crab), 3921 nucleotides. RefSeq names its product leucine-rich repeats and immunoglobulin-like domains protein 1. Gene Ontology annotation, molecular function: protein binding. Lineage: Eukaryota; Metazoa; Arthropoda; Malacostraca; Decapoda; Portunidae. The coding region runs from base 735 to 2339 and encodes 534 amino acids. The transcript is spliced from 16 exons. Gene Ontology annotation, cellular component: extracellular matrix. The record is from RefSeq and is a predicted model, not a curated record.